Molecule: messenger RNA, 1674 nt
Organism: Saprolegnia diclina VS20
Lineage: Eukaryota; Oomycota; Saprolegniomycetes; Saprolegniales; Saprolegniaceae
Exons: 3
Coding region: 1-1674 (557 amino acids)
Molecular function (GO): protein binding
Source: RefSeq, a predicted model, not a curated record
AUGUCCGAGCUCUAUGAGCGCGUCAACUACGAAAAUUACUCGGGCUGUUUUGUGGGGCACUCGAUCCGGCGCUUCCCAGGUCCGUUUCUCGAUACGCUCUUGGCGCGCGAUGACACUAAAGGCGUGGCAUUGCUGCAGCGCUUUGGCCCGAGCCCCGACGACUUUCCCGGACCCCAAAACCAACAAGACGACAAAACACCCGAAAAAGUCCGCCAAGCGGCCAUCCAGGCGGCGACGCUCGAGAACGCAACGCUCGCACUCGACAUGCUCCCAUGGCUUCAGUACCCCGCCCUCUUCGACGAUAUUGCGGGCCGAGGCUUCUUGCCGCUCGUACGCUCGCUCCACGAACGCGGCGUCAACUGCUCGACGGACGCCAUGAACAAGGCGGCGGCCAAUGGCCAUUUGGAGGUCGUUCGCUUUCUCCAUGAGCAUCGAAGCGAGGGCUGCACGACGGUGGCCAUGGACGACGCAGCGACCAACGGCCAUCUCGAGGUCGUGCAGUUUCUUCACGAGAACCGGACCGAAGGCUGCACGCAUCUUGCGCUCAACUUUGCCAUCGUCAAUGGGCGCCUUAAUGUCGUACGGUUUCUCAUCGAGCACCGCACCGAGAGCGCGUGGGAUGGAUGUAUUGGUCGUGCUGCUGGCAACGGCCACCUCGAGGUCCUUCAGUACCUCCACAGUCUCGGCUCGUAUCGUUGGUCCAACUCUACCGUCGAAAGAGCGAGCGCUGGGGGCCAUUUGGAGAUUGUCCAGUUCCUCUUGGCCAACAGAACCGAAGAAAGGGCGUCCGACCUCACUCUUCGAAACGCGUUGACGCACGGGCAUUACGCGACGGCCAAGUACCUCGUCUCACGCGGGUGCACGUGCGCGACGGCAAGUGUGGAUUGGGACUGGAGUACCUUUGGCAAGCCCGAGAUCAUCGAUGUCCUGCGACUCUUCAUGGACCUUGGCGGUCCCUACGAUGCCAAGUGGAUGCGGGAAGCCUGCGCCAAGAACAACGUGCCGCUCGCUCGCUUUCUUGACGAGGUCGCGGGCAACUGCAAUCAUGGCCCGCCGCUCCGAGAUGCCAUGUCGCACAAGGCGUGGGACGCGGUGCGCUACCUUCUUGCCCACUUGACGACAAACGUCUCAGUCGAUGAGCUCAAGCAAGUGCUCAGCUCCGGUCAAUUUGAUAUCGCAACGCUAAUUCUGCGCCGUCAACCACUGAUCGGCAAAAACAAAUAUCUCCUCGGCUGGUUGGCGACCAACCACUACACGGAAGCGACGCGCUACCUCCUCGCUGCCGGCAUUGGCAACCCGCGCAACAAACUCUUGCUGCCGCACUGCAUGCACGCGAUCGACCAUCUCGACAACGUCAGCUUUCUUCUCGAUCUGCUCGCGCUGCCCGACCGCCGCCGCAAGACGACCCUCCAGCUGAUCACACACGAGCUCCUGGACCAAGGACGGCAGGCCAGCCAAACGAUCGCGCUUCCAACCGACGUGGCAGCCCGCGCAUCAACGCUGCUGGAGGCUGGCGCGGUUGUCGACUGGUCGUUGGCUCUUCUGAUUAGCCAUCUCCAUGCGACAGACGCAACAGCCACCACCAAACAACUCAAGAUCAAGGCGGCAUUGAUCGAAGACGCCGAGCUCAAGGCGCUGCUCGAUCGCCUCCUCGUCAGCAAACGCAAGCGCUGA